Molecule: messenger RNA, 4231 nt
Organism: Drosophila teissieri
Lineage: Eukaryota; Metazoa; Arthropoda; Insecta; Diptera; Drosophilidae
Gene: heph
Product: polypyrimidine tract-binding protein 1
Exons: 17
Coding region: 774-3260 (828 amino acids)
Biological process (GO): mRNA processing; regulation of RNA splicing
Cellular component (GO): nucleus
Molecular function (GO): mRNA binding
Source: RefSeq, a predicted model, not a curated record
GUUUCCCCAUCUCUAGCCACUAUACGAUCCAGCGGAAAGAGAGCGGCUCGAGUUAAACAUUUGAUCGUAGCGGUAAAUUGCACUAAGAAAUUGUAUUCAAUACAUAUUCUGCGGCCGACAAUAAACAAUAGCGCGGGUGGUCUGCUCCAAAAGUUAAACGGAUUAACUAAAACUGCGUUGUGCUUGCCCGAAUCCCAUAUGAACAAAGCCGAAAGGGAGGUGCGCGAACAAAGCUCUUGCCGCCAAACGUGCAGCUGACGAAUUCGAGGGAAUAAACGUGCGCAAUUAUCGCCCGGUAAUAGUCGGAUUUUGCGUAUUAGGUCUCUGGAAAUGGAAAAGUCGCCUGUCCACCCAGUUUCAAUUUGACAUUCUAUUCUACUAUUACCUUUUGUUCCCUGUUUCGCUCCCGUCCCGUUAGUUUUAGCUUUUCGUGUCUCUCCUUGUCCUUCGUCGUGAGCAACGCGUCGCCUUCGUGUUUUUGUUCCUUGUGCCGCGACAGUGCGGCGGUGCAGCUUCCUUUGGUGGUGCGAUCACCUGGUCUGCGAAGAGACGGCGGUUAGGGAGGUUCACCCGUGACUAAAUUAUCAAAGUGUGCAAAUCAUACAACAAAAAAAUCAAAACCAAAAAAGAAAAUCAUUUGGAGUUUAAUCAAAAGCAAGAUUUGUAUCUUGGACUCAAAAUUAAACGGAUAACAACAAAGUCAAGAGAGCAAGCUUCUACAUCCUGCUCACCGAUUUGUAAGUUAAUUGUGGUUGGUUUAAACAGUUGUGAGCAUGAGAAAAUUUGUAAGUUUGCACUACGAGGAAAAAGAAAACGUAGCGACCAUGAUGUCCUGCCCCCUUCCCAUGCAAUUACCAAUACCAAUUCCUUCAAUACACAAAUCAGAAUUUGCACCGGUUCACAUUGGAGUUAAGCAAAUGCAAUUGUUGCACGCACCGCCGUCCACGCAUCCGCAUCCACAUCCGCAUCAGCAUCCGCAGCAUUCGGCAGCCUCAGCCGCCGCCUAUCAGGCCAUGCAGGUGCACCAGCAACAACACCAACAGCAGCAACAGCAGCAGCAGGCGGCCGUCUUUCACCACCAGGUUGCAGCCAUUGCCGCCCAGCAGCAACAACAGCAACAGCAGGCGCAAGUGCAACAUCAGCAACAACUGCAGCAGCAGUUCCACUACCAAGCCCAGGCUCAAGCUCAAGCGCAGGCCAUGCUGCAGACGUAUAUACAGCUUCAGGUGAACAGUGCUGUAGGUGUGACCACCGCCCCCGCCACGCCUACCAAACCGGUAGCCGCCCAGAUUCCGGGCGCGAUCUCCGGACCGAUUGCAGGUCCGGUUCCUGUAUCUGUGCCGACACAGUUCUUCACGGCGCCGAGCACUCCAUUGACCAUCAUUCCGGCGGCGGCGGUGGCCUCGUCAGCCAUGUUCGCUACCGCGGCCACGCCCACUUCGGCGGCCACCACUCCGACCAACAAUGUAAGGAUCGACGAACAGUAUAUAUAUAAACUGAACUAUUUGCGCGGAAGCGACGAACUUUUGAGUCAAGCAGCAGUCAUGGCGCCCGCUUCCGACAAUAACAAUCAGGACCUGGCCACAAAGAAGGCCAAACUGGAGCCGGGCACCGUGCUGGCCGGCGGAAUUGCCAAGGCCUCAAAAGUCAUCCACUUGCGCAACAUUCCGAACGAGUCCGGCGAGGCAGAUGUGAUUGCCCUGGGCAUUCCGUUUGGACGUGUGACCAACGUGCUGGUGCUCAAGGGCAAGAACCAGGCGUUCAUCGAGAUGGCCGACGAGAUCUCCGCUACGUCGAUGGUGUCCUGUUACACAGUAAAUCCGCCCCAGAUGCGCGGCCGCAUGGUCUACGUGCAGUUCUCAAACCAUCGCGAGCUGAAGACGGACCAGAGUCACAACAACUCGAUCGUCCCGAGCGACUACCGCAUCCAGUCCCCAGCGGGCGGAUCGCCUCUGCCCCUUUGCGCCGCCGCCAACGCGUCCAGCAACAAUGCCAACAGCUCAGGCGACAGCAACAGCAGCGCCGUGGGAAUCUUGCAGAACAACACAAGCGCCGUAAGUGCGGCCGGCAACAACACGAACUCCGCCGGGGGACCUAAUACAGUGCUCCGUGUGAUUGUCGAGUCCUUGAUGUACCCCGUCUCGCUGGACAUUCUGCACCAGAUCUUCCAGCGCUAUGGCAAGGUGCUGAAGAUUGUCACCUUCACAAAGAACAAUUCAUUCCAGGCCCUCAUCCAAUAUCCGGACGCCAACUCCGCCCAGCACGCCAAGUCGCUCCUGGACGGGCAGAACAUAUACAACGGCUGCUGCACGCUGCGCAUUGAUAACAGCAAGCUGACGGCGCUGAAUGUUAAGUACAACAACGACAAGUCGCGCGACUUCACGAACCCCGCGCUGCCACCUGGUGAGCCGGGCGUGGACCUCAUGCCCACCGCCGGCGGACUGAUGAACACUAAUGAUCUGCUGCUGAUCGCCGCCCGGCAGCGACCUUCUCUCACAGGUGAUAAAAUAGUCAACGGCCUGGGCGCCCCGGGAGUCCUGCCGCCCUUCGCCUUGGGCCUGGGCACUCCACUGACCGGCGGCUACAGCAACGCCCUGCCCAAUUUGGCCGCUUUCUCGCUGGCCAACAGCGGCGCCCUGCAGACGGCCGCUCCUGCAAUGCGAGGUUACUCGAAUGUCCUGCUUGUCUCGAAUUUAAAUGAGGAGAUGGUCACGCCUGAUGCUCUCUUUACCCUUUUUGGUGUAUACGGCGAUGUGCAACGUGUAAAGAUUCUGUACAACAAGAAGGACUCGGCACUCAUACAAAUGGCGGAGCCCCAGCAAGCUUAUUUGGCCAUGUCUCACCUUGAUAAAUUACGUUUAUGGGGAAAGCCGAUACGUGUGAUGGCAAGCAAACACCAGGCCGUCCAGCUGCCCAAGGAGGGCCAGCCGGACGCAGGACUCACACGUGACUACUCGCAAAAUCCGUUGCACCGCUUCAAGAAACCGGGCAGCAAGAACUACCAGAACAUCUAUCCGCCGUCGGCGACACUGCAUUUAAGCAACAUUCCGUCAUCCUGCUCUGAGGAUGACAUCAAAGAAGCUUUCACCUCAAACAGCUUCGAAGUUAAAGCAUUCAAAUUUUUCCCGAAGGACCGAAAAAUGGCACUGCUGCAACUGUCGUCCGUGGAGGAGGCUGUUCUGGCACUGAUUAAGAUGCACAACCACCAGCUGUCCGAGUCGAAUCACCUGCGUGUAAGCUUCUCCAAGUCGAACAUCUAGAAUCCGAUCCGAAGUCAGGUUUACUGAACCUGACUAGGUGCCUCCGGCGGGUACAGCUACAUGCAGAUGCAUCAGCAGCAACACCUUCAGGUCUAUUGGCAGCAACAGAUACAAACUAUAAUCCGUAGUACAAGAAGAAUGCACGCAAACUUCUACUGAAAUGGCACACGCCAGAAGCACUACCCACCCAAUCCAACAGAAUAAUCAGCGGUAACAAUCGAUGCAAGAGCUAUACCAAUUUUAAUCAAUGCAACUCACUCUAAGAACUGUUCUGUUUUAUACACCACCCUCCAGUGGGUAAAGACGAAAACAAUUGAGGAAUCUUACUAAAUUGAUAGAGAAAAAGUCAACUUCAAAUAAAUAUAUAUUUAAAUUAUCACGAAAAUAGCAUUUCAAGUUAUGGCACACGCAGACAACAAAACAAACAAGCAACCCACAAACUAACAAUCAGCAACAUCGUAACGUAAGCUUAACUUUAAACCUAUAGUUCGUAAGAAAACUGCAUUGCAUAAAAGAAAACAAAACAAGAAAUAUAUGAUGAGUAGAAAAGAGUUAAGUAUGUUUAAAGUAAAGAGAGAAAGAUCGUAACUUAAAAUAUUUUUAGUGCACUGUACUGUGUUUUGGUUUUAAAAAACGACAGAAAGUCAAAAACAUACGAAGAGAAAAAUUAUGUUAAAAAUGAAUUAAGGCAAUGUUUUAUUAUGUACAUGAUGCUGUUAUUAUAUUUUAAAUGAAUGCAACUUAACUUUAAUUUUUUACAAGUGCGCAACUUCAAUUGAAGAAAUAGCGUACACGUAGCUCAUAAAUGUUUUAAUUUUGCUAGACCUAAAAAGUAAGAAAGUAUUUAGAAAAACGGUCCCGAAUAAGCACAUCGAGCCCUAAGCAGAUUGAAGUAAAGCAAGGCAAUGUGAAAUAACGUUAAAUGGAAUUUAAGAAAAUUGUAUUAAUUUUAAUAAACCUAUAUAAAUCAA